Erigeron canadensis is the source of this 1178-nucleotide messenger RNA. Its product is annotated as B3 domain-containing protein At3g19184-like. Gene Ontology annotation, molecular function: DNA binding. Bases 53 to 748 code for a protein of 231 amino acids. The transcript has 7 exons. The record is from RefSeq and is a predicted model, not a curated record. NCBI's taxonomy places the organism in Eukaryota, Viridiplantae, Streptophyta, Magnoliopsida, Asterales, Asteraceae.
UUCUAGCAAGCAAAUCCUUUUUUAUUUAUUUAUAAAUAAAUAAAAAUCAGAAAUGGUGGCACCAAAGAAAAAAGUGUCUGAAAACUAUGAAGAAUCCAGGAAUAAAAGAAUGGAAGAAAACAAGAAGAAGUUGGAAGAUUUAAAACUCACUUCUUUAGCUCUUUCUCUCAAACUCACUUCAACUCCUAAUAAAUCUUCAAUGAAGAAGGUGAAGAGGACACCUCGAAAGCCGCUGGAUCUGUCUACUGUGAGAAGGUCUAGUCGGGUCGUGAAGAAGCCACCGGCAAUUUACAAAGAAGAGCCUAUUGAGAUUUUGGGAAGGCGUAGGAGUUAUGGCAACAAAGUAAGGGAUUUAUCAAAUCGGGUAUAUGCUUCUGAUGAAGAUAGAGAGUAUGCUUCAGGGAGAGCAGACGAACUGCACUCCACUCUGCAACCUGGUUUCCCGAGCUUUGUAAAACCAAUGCUUCAAUCCCAUGUUUCGGGUGGAUUUUGGCUGGGUCUUCCCAUCCAUUUCAAGAAACAUCUUCCUAAACGUGAUGAGAUAAUGACUUUGGUUGAUGAGGAUGGGGACGACUGGAAAGCAAAGUACCUUCCCAGAAAGACAGGACUCAGUGGCGGAUGGAAAGGGUUUGCUGAAGAUCAUAAGUUACUUGAUGGAGAUGCACUAGUUUUCCAACUCAUCAAACCGACAGUUUUUAAGGUUUACAUAAUAAGAGUGAAUCAAGCCGAUGAUAGUGACAAUGUUUGAGAAGUGACAACAGUUGAUCGUGUUAGCAGCAGGUAGGGAUAUCAUGUUUUUGCUGGUUAGAUGGAACAGAACUCAUUCCGGACUUAAUGGCAUAUGCAAGUGCAUCUUUCUUAGUCAUUGAACUUAUUUUUUGUCAUAUUGAAUGGCUGAGAAAGAACUUAUAAACUAUGGCUUGUGGAUCAAUGGCGAGAGACGGUAGAUCAUUAAUCACUUGUCAGCUGGGUCAGUCUAUUUUAAGUUAAAUGUGAUUGUUCUAGUUAUUUGAACAUGUCAUCAAACAUUAAUGGUGUGAUUAACUAGAAAUUCACCUAAUUUUUUCUCAUGCUUUUUAGUACUCAUUUAGAAAACAAAUAUCUGAAUGACGUCGAAAAGCUUAAAAAUAAUUAUUAUCUCCUGGAUAUGAACUUUUAUUUCUAAUGAUUCAACAAUU